AUUUGACGGGUCAGCGUAUUUUUGGACCACCCAUCCUCAUCAUCAUCAUCAUCAGACAGCAUGCAUGCAUACAUACAUGCACACCGUUUAUAAAGUCACAAAUCGUUGACUUUCGGGGCUUUGUCGCGUCACACUGCUGCUUCCCUGCAAGAGCCACCUGGAACAUCACACACACGCCAACCCCAGCACAGAUUAUCAGUCUUCCCUUUGGCUGGGCGGGAUGAUGAAGGACCACAAGGAGCAGACCUACUGGCAGGAGACCGGUCGAUGGGAAGGCUACGAGGAGAGCUUUGACCCCCAGUCCGGAGUGUGGGCGUCCUCACAUGUCUCCUACCUCACCUUCAAGAGCCUGGUCCAGCUGCGACGUUCUAUGAACACAGGUGUGAUGCUUUUCAACAGUGAGGAGAAAACCUGGGCCAGCAUGGUUGAGAAGAUGGCCGCUGAAAUGCUCAAACUGAAGCAGAUCAGACCAGGAGACCAGGAAGGGGUGUUGAAAUCCCUGCAACAGAACCGCAGCCAACAAGCUGAUCCUGAGAGUCAAGCCUUGACUGAUGGAGUGGAUCUACGCAGGUUUUCAGUCAAGGAAAGUAGGGAUGAAUGUGACCGUGUGGAGGCCUCCAUGGUGUUAGUAGGAGCUCUGGACUUCCUGGAAAAGCCUGUGGUUGUGUUUGUGCGUCUGAAAGAAGCGACUGCACUCGACUCGGCCGUGGAGGCUCCGCAGCCCGUACGCUUUGUCUUCGUGCUGAUUGGGCCCAGCAACGCUGACAUGGAUUACCACGAGACUGGGCGAGCCAUGGCGGCGCUAAUGGCGGACAAAGUGUUCAACCAGGCCGCGUCGCGAGCUAAAAACCUCCGAAGCCUGACAGAUGCUGUGGGCGACUUCAUGGACUGCAGCAUCGUCAUCCCACCCACUGAGAUCCAGAGUGAAGCCGUGCUCAGCUCCAUCAUCAGCUUCCAGAAGAAGUUACUGCAGGAGAGAUUUCACUCAACUGAAUCCAUGCUGGACAGCAAGCCUUGCCAAGUUUCCUUCUCUAGCGGACCGCCGCCUGAAGACCCUCUGGCCCGCACGGGGCGACCCUUUGGUGGGAUGGUUCGAGAUUUUAGAAGACGCUACCAGUACUACAAGAGCGACAUUACAGAUGCUCUCAACGCUCAGGUUCUUGCUGCCAUCAUUUUCAUCUACUUUGCAGCUCUCUCGCCUGCCAUCACCUUCGGCGGCCUCCUAGCGGACAAGGUAGAGAACAUGAUGGGCGUCCCGGAGCUUCUGAUCUCAACAAGCAUCCAGGGCAUCAUCUUCUGCUUCGUAGCUGCCCAGCCUGUGCUUGUCAUCGGCUUCUCUGGUCCUCUGCUAGUGUUUGAGGAGGCCUUCUAUGCUUUCUGCAAGUCCCAGGACAUUGAGUACAUUGUCGGGAGAGUGUGGGUGGGCGUGUGGCUGGUCAUCAUCGUGGUGGUCAUCGUGGCCUGCGAGGGAAGCUUCCUGGUGCGCUUCAUCUCCCGAUUCACCCAGGAGAUAUUCUCCAUCCUCAUCUCCAUCAUCUUUAUCUACGAAACCUUCGCUAAGCUGGCGAGGAUCUUCAAGGCCCACCCGCUGGUGCUGAAUUACGACCAUCUGAACACAUCAAUAGAAAACCCCUGGGGCCCGAGGGUGGAACAGACAAUAAUGUACGACAACACCACCGGCAACACCACCAUUAUCGUCAACACCAUUAAGCCGCCUUACCCCAACACGGCCCUGCUGUCCAUGUGCCUCAUGCUUGGCUGUUUCUUUAUCGCAUACUUUCUGCGCCAGUUCAAGAACGGCACCUUUCUGCCUGGAAAAGUCCGACGUUUGAUGGGUGACUUUGGUGUUCCCAUCGCUAUUUUCCUCAUGAUUGUCGUGGAUUACUGCGUCGAGGACACCUACACGCAGAAACUAGUGGUCCCUAAAGGUCUGAUGGUGUCCAAUCCGGCCAAAAGAGGCUGGCUCAUCAAUCCAUUUGGAGAGCACACUCCCUUCCCCGUGUGGAUGAUGUUUGCAUGCUGCGUCCCGGCCUUGCUCGUCUUCAUCCUCAUCUUUCUGGAGUCUCAAAUCACAACCUUGAUCGUGAGCAAACCCGAGAGGAAGAUGGUCAUAGGCUCCGGAUUCCACUUUGACCUCCUGGUCCUGGUGGGAAUGGGUGGCAUCGGCGCCAUAUUCGGCGUGCCGUGGCUCAGCGCUGCCACCGUGCGCUCCGUCACGCACGCCAACGCCCUCACGGUCAUGAGCAAAGGACCCAAACCUGUAAUCGAGAGAGUGCUGGAGCAGAGGAUUAGCGGCAUCGUGGUAGCACUGCUGGUUGGUUUGUCCAUUCUGAUGGAGCCCAUCCUUAAGAUGAUCCCCAUGUCAGCCUUGUUCGGGAUCUUCCUCUACAUGGGAGUCACAUCGCUAAACGGCAUCCAGCUGUGGGACCGUAUGCUGCUUCUCUUGAUCCCUAAGAAAUACCAUCCAGAUGAGCCGUACGCCACCAGGGUGAGCACCGGCAGAAUGCACCUGUUCACGGCAAUCCAAAUCGUGUUCCUUGCUCUUCUGUGGAUCAUCAAGUCCAGUCCGGCAUCUCUCGCACUUCCAUUCAUUCUCAUCCUCACCAUUCCCUUGCGCAUAAUAAUGACCGGGCGUCUCUUCACUGAGCUGGAGAUGAAAUGCUUGGAUGCUGAUGACGCUAAAGUGACAUUUGAGGAAGAGCCGGGACAGGAUGUGUACUGGGAAACACAGAUGCCAUUGUAGACAACCACAAUUUAAUCAAAUAUAUUUGAUCAUAUUGAAAUAUGACACAAAGGAACUUUUGCUAAAGAUGUUUUUCCUUUGUAAAGUGGGGCCAGACUAUUUUUUAUUAGCAAUUGUCAUUUCUAUACAGUCAAUGUUUUAAUGUUGUAUAUUAAUAGUAUAAACUAUUGAUUACAAUAAAAAAAAAAACAUAAUAAAAAAAGACAUGUGAUGUCUUGUUUUUUAAACAUU
Nerophis lumbriciformis (worm pipefish) is the source of this 2974-nucleotide messenger RNA. It is a transcript of the gene slc4a1b, whose product is annotated as solute carrier family 4 member 1b (Diego blood group). Gene Ontology annotation, cellular component: basolateral plasma membrane; plasma membrane. The record is from RefSeq and is a predicted model, not a curated record. Gene Ontology annotation, molecular function: bicarbonate transmembrane transporter activity; monoatomic anion transmembrane transporter activity; solute:inorganic anion antiporter activity. Gene Ontology annotation, biological process: bicarbonate transport; transmembrane transport; monoatomic anion transport. NCBI's taxonomy places the organism in Eukaryota, Metazoa, Chordata, Actinopteri, Syngnathiformes, Syngnathidae.